Molecule: messenger RNA, 1083 nt
Organism: Hirsutella rhossiliensis
Lineage: Eukaryota; Fungi; Ascomycota; Sordariomycetes; Hypocreales; Ophiocordycipitaceae
Product: homocysteine s-methyltransferase domain-containing protein
Exons: 1
Coding region: 1-1083 (360 amino acids)
Biological process (GO): S-methylmethionine cycle
Molecular function (GO): S-adenosylmethionine-homocysteine S-methyltransferase activity
Source: RefSeq, a predicted model, not a curated record
AUGGCGCGCCGCAUCCUCAUCCUCGACGGCGGGCUCGGCACGUCGCUCGAGCAAAAAUACAGCGUCUGCUUCUCGCACGACGCCACUCCGCUGUGGUCGUCGCAUCUGCUCCUCGCCCACGACGACCAGUCGCUGCUCCUCCGCUGCCACGCAGACUUCGCCCGUGUCCCCGUCGACGUCCUGCUCACCGCCACGUACCAAGUCUCGGCCGACGGCUUCGCCCGCUCCGGCGUCGUCGACCCGGCCCGCAUCCCGCACCACCUCGAGGCCGCCGUGCGCACCGCCGAGCGCGCCGUCGCCGCGACCGCCGACGAUGCCCGAUCCUCGGCCCCUGUCCUCGCCUUGAGCCUUGGUCCCUACGGCGCCUGCAUGGUGCCCAGCCAAGAGUACAGUGGCCGCUACGACGCCGCCCACGGCUCGCGCGCCGCCCUGCGCGCCUGGCAUCUCGACCGCCUGCGCCUCUUUGCCCCCGUCGAGCACCUGGCGCAGCGCGUCGCCUAUGUCGCCCUCGAGACGCUACCGCGCGUCGACGAGAUCGAGGCCGCGCGCCAGGCCAUUGCCACCGCCCCCUCCUCCUCGCCUGCCUUUGCCGCCGUCUUGCCCUUCUGGAUCUCGUGUUUGUACCCUUCGGGCGAAACGCUACCUGACGGCACCACGCCCGAGGACGCCGUCCGCGCCAUGCUCGACCCGGCCGUCGCCCCGAGCGCCGUGCCGUGGGGCAUCGGCAUCAACUGCACAAAGGUCGACAAGCUCGACGCGGUCGUGCGCCGCUACGAAGCCGCCGUGGCCGUCUUGCAGCGGCAGAGUCUCGUUCGUGAGUGGCCCGCCCUGGUGCUCUACCCGGACGGCACCAACGGCCAGGUCUACAACACGGCCACGCAGACGUGGGAGGAGGGCGGCGGGUCGCCAGACGGCGGGGGGGGCGCGGAGCGGAUCCCCUGGGAGCAGCAACUGGCCGACGUCGUCGAGGGCGCCGAGGCAAGGGGCCGGUGGCGGCAGAUUGUGGUAGGGGGCUGCUGCAUGGCCACCUGCGACGAUAUUGCGCGUCUUCGUGGCUUGUUAGUGCAACGAGGAAAAGUCUAA